Molecule: messenger RNA, 2478 nt
Organism: Durusdinium trenchii
Lineage: Eukaryota; Dinophyceae; Suessiales; Symbiodiniaceae
Source: the annotation of a GenBank genome assembly
CAGACGUUGGCCAAGUUGCUGAUUGUCCGAUGGAAUUUCUCGCACAGUUGGAUGCAGCAGUGCUCAGCCGCACGUUGUCCUUCCUGCCGCAGCGUGAGGCCUGGUCUUUGACGCUCCUCUCCUCCGAGUGGACCGUCCUGGUCGCACAGCACCUCCGUCGCCUCACCGUCUCCGACGGCGCGGCGCGGAUCCCGCCGCCGGCGCUGCGCCGGGCGGCGCCGUGGCUCCGGCGCCUCGACGAGGUGACCUUCGUGGGCUCCACUCGUAGCUUCUGGGCCUUUGCAUCGGAGCUGCUGGAGCUCUUGCAGCGCCACCAAGCUCCUUUGCAGCGCCUCACCGUCCGCGCGUCCACCACGGACGCAGCGAUUCCCGCGGGCGAGGGCGUGGAGCUGCUGUUUGCGGUGCUGAGGGGUGGCAACGAUGCAGGCGUGGAGUCCUUGACGGUGGAAGAGCUGGUGCUGCGAGACGAGUUGAUGGAAGAAGUGAAGUGCUUUAUGGCUCGGAACAACUUGAGCUCUUUGGCGUUGAAGCAGUGCGGCUUGGAAGGGGCCCAGGCAGAAAAGCUGCUGACACUGGAAGGGGCCCAGAGCGAGAAGCUGACGCAUCUGGACUUGAGCCGAAAUGCUUUGGGUCUGGAAGGAGCGAAUGUCUUGGCCAACUGGUUGCCAUCGCUACCUACACUGCAGGUCUUGAUGCUGGGAGGAAAUGCCUUAGGACCAGCAGGUCUCGCCACCUUGGUGCCGGCCUUGGCGCCUUCGCUGAAGAUCUUGGACCUGUCCCUGAACGGUCUCGGCACCACAGGGAUCGAGGCCUUGAUGCCGGCGGAGCUCAAACUGGAAAGCCUCAAUUUGUAUGGAAACUGGCUGGGCUCGACGAAUGCAGAGGUCGUGCCCGUCUUGUUGCAGUCCAUGAGCGACACGUUGAUCACCUUGGAUCUGGCGCAAAACAAACUCGGCCCCCGUGGGCUGCACGAUGUCUUGGUGAACCUCAGGCCCUUGCCGCGCUUGCGAAAGCUGGUGCUUGCUGAGAACUCCUUCGCGACAGAAGACUUCCCGCCCGAAGCCUUCAGUCGCUUGAGCGUUGCGGCGCCUCAACUGGAGGAGCUGGAUCUCCGCGCGAGCCAGCUGGGCGGAGAUCGACGCGUCUUAGGUGGGGUGAUUCAAGCAUUGCAGAAGUCUCUUCGCAUCCUGCAUUUGGGCGCUGCCUCUUUGGAGGGCUCGCGCCUCAGUCCACACAGCAGAACCAUGGAUCCAUGAGGCUUUGGGUGUCGACAGGCGAAGCUCUCGCGGUGCUGCUGGAGAAUUUGGACUUGCCACUCUUGGAGAACUUAAGUGGCUUGGAUCAAGAAUGCUCAGUUUUGGGACCAAGAUCCACCCACCUGGAUCGACCAAGGUUGCACGGUGCUGCUCACCCAACAUAUGCCACUUCUUGAUUCAUGUCCUGUGGCAUCCUGUGGCGAUACGUGGCUUUCUGUAUGAGAUGUCGACGAAUGAGAUGAGGAAAAGAAGGCAGAAAAUCGCUGAUCCUUCAAGAGCGACUGGCAGAGAGAUGCCCAAUUUCUUGUAGCGUCACAGAGAGAGAGAGAGAGGGAGAAGGAGAAGGAGAAAGAGAAAAGAAAGAGAAAGAGAAAGAAAAAGAUACAGAACAGGACUGUAAAUUGAGGCAUCUUGUUCCUGCAUCAUCACGAAGAGCAUGGGUCGGCUCUUCAGCCUUCCACUUCUACCUGCCACAUCCUUCAACCUGCUUGCCCCGGAUAAUGUCAUUUGAAUCUGCUUUGGUUUAUAUAACUUAAAAUCUAAAUGUCUCAAUCUCAUUGGUUUACACCUUCUUGCUAGCGCCCUUGCUCCUAGUAGCGAUGCCCUUGUCACUACUAGCUUCUUGCUACUAGUAGGUUCCUGCACUAGUAUGUUUAAAGUAUCACCCGGCUUCGGAAAGCUAAGGCCUAGUGCAGGCGCGACUGGUGGACUCCAGCCUCCAAGUCUUGGGCAGCUGGUGGUCGAAAGGGCCCAGCGUUCCACUGCCCAAGUUGCGAUCGAUGGAUCUCAGCUCGGGUGCCCCAGAGAUGUUUGGAAGCAUUGGAAUGCUCCAAAUGGAGCAACGAUGGGAUAGCGUAACUUGGCCUAUGGAUGCCACUGGCACCCUAUGGCUAAUAGCUAAACUAAUUAUAUUCAGAUUCGGUUUGGUGUGUGCAAAAAGCCACUGGCUAAUCUCAUGAAGAGGGCGAUGGAUGGAUGGAGAGAGAGAGAGAGAGACAGAGACAGAGAGCGAGAGAGAGAGGAGUCCACCAGCCCAUCUGGACGGCACAGGACGGAGACCCCCAAAAUAGAUGAGCGAGCCUCUGGGAGAUGGGACCUUAGUUUUUCGAGAAGCAAAUUGCAAGGCUUCUUCUUUGCAGGGGUGGUUUUGGAAGAAGUCCUGCCAGCUGUUUGUUCCAUGCCUUUGCCCAAUGUCCGUGUUUCGGGUUCUUUCCAGAACUGG